Messenger RNA from Triticum turgidum subsp. durum (durum wheat), 1485 nucleotides. The record is from the annotation of a GenBank genome assembly. Lineage: Eukaryota; Viridiplantae; Streptophyta; Magnoliopsida; Poales; Poaceae.
AUGGGUGUCAGUGGUGCCGGUAAGACCACACUGAUGGAUGUGCUGGCUGGGAGGAAGACCAGUGGAUAUGUAGAGGGCAACAUUACAAUAUCUGGCUACCCAAAGAAGCAAGAAACUUUUGCUCGUGUGUCAGGAUACUGCGAGCAGAAUGAUAUCCAUUCACCAAAUGUGACCGUCUACGAGUCCCUUGCAUUCUCUGCAUGGCUACGAUUACCGGCUGAUGUUGAUUCCUCAACAAGAAAGAUGUUCAUCGAUGAGGUCAUGGAGCUUGUGGAGCUUUCCCCCUUGAAAGAUUCAUUGGUUGGACUACCUGGUGUGACUGGAUUAUCAACUGAGCAAAGGAAAAGACUAACAAUUGCAGUGGAGCUGGUAGCUAACCCUUCUAUCAUUUUCAUGGAUGAACCGACAUCUGGACUUGAUGCAAGAGCUGCAGCCAUUGUCAUGAGGACAAUAAGGAAUAUAGUGGAUACAGGAAGGACAGUAGUUUGCACAAUUCACCAACCAAGCAUUGACAUAUUUGAAUCUUUUGAUGAGCUCUUCCUGAUGAAACUAGGAGGUGAAGAAAUUUAUGUAGGUCCACUGGGACGCCAUUCAUGUGAAUUGAUCAGAUAUUUUGAGGCUAUUGAAGGUGUGAGCAAGAUAAAAGACAGCUAUAAUCCUUCAACAUGGAUGCUGCAAGUGACUAGUGCAGUACAAGAACAGAUAACUGGGAUCAACUUCAGCCAAGUAUACAAGAAUUCUGAACUAUAUGGGAUGAACAAAAAUUUAAUAAAGGAGCUAAGCACACCCCCUGAAGGUUCAAAUGACCUAUCCUUUCCAACGCAGUACUCGCAGACCUUCCUCACACAAUGUUCCGCUUGCCUGUGGAAGCAAAGUCAGUCAUAUUGGAGAAAUCCCCCAUACACUGCUGUCAAGUACUUCUACACUGUAGUAAUGGCACUGCUGUUUGGAACAAUGUUUUGGGGCAUUGGCAAGAAAAGGCAGAGUCAACAGGACUUGUUCAAUGCCAUGGGUUCCAUGUACGCCUCAGUUUUGUACAUGGGGGUACAGAAUUCCGCGACAAUUCAGCCAGUUGUGGCUGUUGAGCGCACUGUCUUUUAUAGGGAAAGAGCGGCUCACAUGUACUCGCCUUUGCCAUAUGCAUUGGGGCAGGUUGCAAUUGAGGUUCCAUACAUCUUUGUUCAGUCCUUGAUAUAUGGCGUGAUAGUGUAUGCCAUGAUUGGGUUCGAAUGGACAGCUGUGAAGCUGUUCUGGUACCUGUUCUUCAUGUUCUUCACCCUAUCAUACUACACAUUUUACGGGAUGAUGACGGUGGGCCUGACUCCAAACUACAACAUUGCUUCCGUUGUUUCCUCGGCAUUCUACACCAUGUGGAACCUUUUCUCUGGAUUUAUAAUACCAAGAACAAAUCCUCCUCCGAUCUAUUCGUCGCUGCUCGCCGCUCCUGACCUUCUCCGUCCUCGACCUGCCCGGCGAGAGGAAUAA